AUGUCAACCGGGCAGAUCUGUAAUCACGAGCUGAUAAACUUGGACGCACUCAUACGGCACAAGCGAAAGCAUGAACCACCCGGAGGUUUCCUGACUUUGCGUGAAAGCUAUGAAAUAGUAGACGAAUCUUAUCGGUGCUCUCGCUGCCCGCUACAGUACACGACAGAGUAUCUGAUUGCCCGGCACCUGGAGCGUGUUCACGGCUGCCAGCUGGCGGAAACGCUUGAGAUGUUACAGUACAUGAAGCGAACCGCUCAAGAGAAGCUGUACCGCUGCAAGUACUGUGAUCGGACGUACAUCAGUUUGACGCGGCUCAAGAACCAUCUCACGCACCACGGCCCUAAUGGUACCCUGCGGCACAAGUGUCCCUGCUGCGGUACGUACUUUGAAACGGCAGAGGAAGCACGUUCCCAUGCCCUAGCGAUGCAUCGCGAGCGUCUGGAGUGUGGCAGUUGCGGUAAACAGUUUCAGGACCCGGAAAGUUUGCAGAGUCACAUCCGGUAUGCGCAUCGUGGCGCCAAAGAAGCGCGCCGUUUCCGGUUCGUUUGUCAUCGGUGCGGUAAAAACUUUCCUUCGCGAACCGUUCUGACCGAUCACGAACGAUCCAACUGUGGCGAGACGCCUCUGUAUCGGUGUGAUACGUGUGGCAAACACUACUCCAGCUUCUGCUCGCUAAAGGCACACCAGACGGUGCACGAGGAUCGGUUGGCGUUCGCGUGUGGCUACUGCCAGAAACGCUGCCGCACCAAGGGGCAGCUAAAGGUGCAUGAACGUUCGCAUACCGGGGAGAAACCGUUUCAGUGUGAACACUGUCCGAAAUCGUUCCCAUAUCGGGAAUCGCUUGUCACGCACCGGUCAACGCAUACAGGAAUAAAGCCACACGCCUGCGACGUCUGCGGCCAGAAGUUUACCUGUAUUGCGAAUCUGCAGUCGCAUCGACGAGCAAGGCGAACAACCUGCGGGAAGGAUAUGAAUAAACGAAAACCAACAAACUACAAAACGCCUCCAGAGAGCAAAGGAUGUAAAUAA
This is a messenger RNA of Anopheles bellator, 1029 nucleotides long. Its product is annotated as zinc finger protein 239-like. The record is from RefSeq and is a predicted model, not a curated record. NCBI's taxonomy places the organism in Eukaryota, Metazoa, Arthropoda, Insecta, Diptera, Culicidae. Gene Ontology annotation, biological process: regulation of transcription by RNA polymerase II. The transcript is spliced from 3 exons. Gene Ontology annotation, molecular function: RNA polymerase II transcription regulatory region sequence-specific DNA binding; DNA-binding transcription factor activity, RNA polymerase II-specific. Gene Ontology annotation, cellular component: nucleus. Bases 1 to 1029 code for a protein of 342 amino acids.